ACAGUCGGUCCUGCCGUUUGCAUGUGACUGAGUCAGACUCUCCGAAGAUGAACGUUACCAAGGGUGGCCUGGUGCUCUUCUCUGCCAAUUCCAAUGCUUCGUGCAUCGAACUGGCCAAGAGGAUCGGAGAGCGUCUGGGUGUUGAACUUGGCAAGGUCCUGGUGUACCAAGAGUCAAACAGAGAAACCCGCGUGCAGAUUCAGGAGUCGGUGCGAGGGAAGGAUGUGUUCAUCAUACAGACGGUUUCCAAAGAUGUGAACACCACAAUCAUGGAGCUAUUAAUCAUGGUAUAUGCCUGCCGGACGUCAUGUGCAAAGACGAUCAGCGGCGUCAUCCCUUACUUCCCCUACAGCAAGCAGUGUAAGAUGAGGAAAAGGGGCUCCAUUGUCUCCAAGCUGUUGGCCUCAAUGCUGUGUAAAGCUGGUUUAACGCACUUCAUUACUAUGGACCUGCAUCAAAAAGAAAUUCAGGGAUUCUUCAACAUUCCCGUGGACAAUCUCCGAGCAUCUCCCUUCCUCUUACAGUACAUCCAGGAAGAGAUUCCUGACUACAGAAAUGCAGUCAUAGUAGCCAAAUCGCCAGCAUCAGCAAAACGAGCCCAGUCUUUUGCCGAGAGGUUGCGGCUAGGGAUCGCCGUCAUUCACGGAGAAGCUCAGGACGCAGAAUCCGAUCAGGUGGACGGGCGACAUUCCCCACCAGCAAUCAAGAGUGUGCCCGGCAUUCACAAGUCGUUGGAAAUACCCUUGAUGUUCCCUAAAGAGAAGCCCCCUAUCACAGUCGUGGGUGAUGUUGGUGGAAGGAUAGCCAUUAUUGUGGAUGACAUCAUAGACGAUGUAGACAGUUUUGUCGCUGCCGCCGAAACACUUAAGGAACGAGGGGCCUACAAAAUCUUUGUCAUGGCCACGCAUGGUCUCCUGUCCUCCGAUGCUCCGCAGUUAAUAGAAGAAUCCGCUAUAGAUGAGGUCGUCGUCACCAACACGAUCCCCCACGAGGUCCAGAAACUGCAGUGCCCCAAGAUCAAGACGGUGGACAUCAGCAUGAUCCUGGCCGAGGCCAUCCGACGGAUCCACAACGGGGAGUCCAUGUCGUACCUUUUCAGAAAUAUAGGAGUGGAUGAUUAACCUCUCCCCUCCGCUUUGUCUAUAUAAAUAUAGAUAUAUUUUUUAGGAAUAUACCAAGGGCCAAAACUGGAAGAGUACAGUGUACCUGUGCCGUUACAAGAGCUUACCUUAAUAUUUCAACCAAGCCGUGUUUUUCAGGCUGACCUGUCUACCUGUAGAUUCACCAAUCAAUCAAGAUUUUUUGUUUUUUGUUUUUGGCUUGUCUUUUGGUUUUUUUGCUACCUUUUUAUUUUGUGAACAAAAUGCCACACACAAUGUAUGUUUGUUCCAUGCACCAGAGGUGUCAGAAGCAGCACUACUAGUUAAGAGAGCUGGACUCAGAUGCAUAGCACGGAGUAGUGGUGUUGACCUGUGCCAGG
Messenger RNA from Nanorana parkeri, 1480 nucleotides. It is a transcript of the gene PRPSAP2, whose product is annotated as phosphoribosyl pyrophosphate synthetase associated protein 2. Gene Ontology annotation, molecular function: magnesium ion binding; ribose phosphate diphosphokinase activity. The transcript has 10 exons. Gene Ontology annotation, biological process: purine nucleotide biosynthetic process; 5-phosphoribose 1-diphosphate biosynthetic process. NCBI's taxonomy places the organism in Eukaryota, Metazoa, Chordata, Amphibia, Anura, Dicroglossidae. Bases 48 to 1121 code for a protein of 357 amino acids. The record is from RefSeq and is a predicted model, not a curated record. Gene Ontology annotation, cellular component: ribose phosphate diphosphokinase complex; cytoplasm.